Molecule: messenger RNA, 942 nt
Organism: Fonsecaea multimorphosa CBS 102226
Lineage: Eukaryota; Fungi; Ascomycota; Eurotiomycetes; Chaetothyriales; Herpotrichiellaceae
Exons: 1
Coding region: 1-942 (313 amino acids)
Biological process (GO): 'de novo' pyrimidine nucleobase biosynthetic process; 'de novo' UMP biosynthetic process
Cellular component (GO): cytosol
Molecular function (GO): orotidine-5'-phosphate decarboxylase activity
Source: RefSeq, a predicted model, not a curated record
AUGGCUUCCCAGAGUCACCUGCCCUACAGCGAGCGUGCUCAAAAACACCCACAUCCUCUUGUCAGGCGACUCUUUGAAAUAGCCGAACGGAAAAAGACCAACGUGGUGCUGUCGGCAGACCUGACUACGACCAAGGAACUUUUGACCAUCGCCGACAGUAAGUGGAUUGAGCGAUACUCCAGACUUCGUCUCCCACUUGCCAGAUUUGUCCUGUGGGAGAGCGAAACCAUUGAGAAACUGAUCGAACACAUUCUUACAUUUGUUGUUCGUCUCAUAGGUCUGGGUCCGCACAUUGCCGUGCUCAAGACGCACAUCGACAUUGUCUCUGACUUCGGUCCUGCCACUGUGGAAGGACUGGCCCAGCUCGCCCAACGUCACGACUUUCUUCUGUUUGAAGACAGGAAGUUUGUUGAUAUUGGCAAUACCGUCCAGAAGCAAUAUAGGGGGGGAGCGUUCCGGAUCCACGAAUGGGCCCAUAUCGUCAAUGCCACCAUCCUCCCGGGUGAGGGCAUCAUUCAGGCACUGGACCAGUCCAUCCAUGACGGUGGGAUUCGUGAACGAGGCAUUCUAAUUCUGGCCGAAAUGACCUCAAAGGGAUCACUGGCAGUGGGCGAGUACACUCGAAUAUCGGUCGAGAUUGCAAGAAAAUAUCCCCAAAGUGUCCUGGGCUUCGUGUCAACAAGGGAGUUAUCCAGCCAUUCUCCUGGCGCCACACGGGAGGAAGACUUUGUAGUGUUCACAACCGGUGUCAACAUGUCCAGUAAAGGAGACACUCUGGGCCAACAAUACCAGACGCCUACAACAGCAAUGGAAGGCGGAUCCGACUUUCUUAUUGCCGGAAGAGGGAUAUAUGCUGCGACUGAUCCGGUGAGUGCAGUCCAGGAGUAUCAAAAGGCCGGCUGGGAGGCAUAUGAGCGUCGUGUAGGCUCAGCCAGUGGAUAA